Messenger RNA from Closterium sp. Naga37s-1, 10911 nucleotides. NCBI's taxonomy places the organism in Eukaryota, Viridiplantae, Streptophyta, Zygnematophyceae, Desmidiales, Closteriaceae. The record is from the annotation of a GenBank genome assembly.
AUGCUGUACCAAGCCGGGUCAAUCGAAGAGGCCGCGGAGUCCGAGGAGGAAGAAGCGGAGGGGGAGGAGCCAGCGCGCGGGGAAGGUAGUACCGCCGGGGGAGGCGGAGCGGAUGGGUGGGGGGGAGGAACGGGGGAAACUGACGGGCAAGAUGGCCGCGAGGGAACUGCGCCUGGGGGAGCCAGAGAAGGGGGGAAUGAAGCGGGCAGCGGACAGAGAGUCAAGCGGGGGAAGCUCGGGCGAGUGAGCUUUGCUGCUGGCACGUGGAAACUCGGCGUUGACGGCGCAAUGGAGGAGGUUAAUAACGAGGAUGCGGCAGAUGACAGUGGAAUGAAUGCACCCUACGGCGACGGGCAAAGCGGGGUCGCCGGUCUCGGUGCUGACACGUGGCACUCCGCCGCCGCCGGCAUCUUCGCUUCCGCCGCUUCCGGCAUUUCGUCCGCUUCCUCCGCGUUCCCCGGCGAUUCCGACGCGGAAGAGCCUUCUAGCGGCCCGUCGUCGUCGGCCUUCUACAACGAUCUAUUUGGGAUCGGCGAGGCGCCGUUGAUCAACCUGAUCCGACGGUACCACGACGCGCUCACCGCGCACGGGCUCGCGGACGAGGCGCAGGAGAUCGCCGCGUCCGCCGCCGCGCGCCUCGUGAGCAUCAAGAGCAUGGCUUCGCGCAGGCGGGGCGCGGCGGACGAGGAUGAGGCGGAUGGGGAUGAAGAGGAUGAGGAGGGGGACGGGAAAGGGGGAGAAGGAGGUGGGUGGGGGCCGGGGCGGAUGGAGAACGGGGAGGAGGGGGAGGGGGAGGGGGUGAAGAGCGAGGUGAUGGUGAGGGAGGGGUUGCAGAAGUAUCUGAUUGCCAUGCAGCCCAACCUGCUGUGCGCGCAGCCGCAGGUGGUGACAUUCAGCCACGUGGCAGUGACAAAGAAGGUGGUGGUCAUCCCGGAUCAAAUCAAAAACUGCUUCAACGCGGUGAGAAUGGGGGAGCGGGCCGGUUUAACUUCCAAGAAUCCACACAAGGGUGGAGAGAGGGGCAUUGUGAGAGUGGACCGUGGGAGGGGUGGUGAGCCAUGCCUAACUGGGGGGACUGGGGGAUGUGGUGAGAAUAGUGGCAUGCAAGGGGGAUCGAAGGGAGGUCACUGGCUGCUGUACGAGGCAGCACCAUGCCACAAGGCCAGGCCGUUUUCAACAAUGCAGGCAGUGCGGAAGCAGCAGUCGACUUUUGAGUCGACCAAAAGGCACCUAAUGUGCUCUUGUCAUCCCCUCCUUGACACCCUUGCUCACUGCCUAUCUUCCCCUCUCUUUGCUCCUCCGACUGCCCUUCUUUUCACACCUCGCUUUGCCCCUCUUUUCCCCUCUGUCCUUCUGUCCCACUCUCUCCAACGGUCCUUCCCGUAUUUCAAGCUCAAGGCCAUCGCGGGCUUUCAGAAAAAGGAGACCAUUCACGUGCUCGACGAUGUCUCAGGCUUCCUCAUGCCAGGGACUCUCACACUCCUCCUGGGAACCUCAGGUAGCGGCAAGUCCAUGCUCAUCAAGCUGCUAGCCGGCCGCCAGCCCGCCACCACCGGCACCGUCUCGUUCAACGCGCACCCCAUCACGCCCUCGCGCGCGCACCGCCUCGUGGGGGUGGGCUUCGAUGCCGACUGCCACCUCCCCGCCCUCUCCGUGCACGAAACCCUCGCCUUCGCCCGCCACUGCUCGUACCCGCUGUCAGCCAAGCAGCUGCUGCAGCACCCCAUGCUGAGCAAGGCGCUGCGGGCGAGCAUAGAGAGGGGCGAGGACCCUCUGGUGGCGUCCCGAGAGGCCAUGUUUGGGCUGCGACGGCAUGCGGGAGAGAAGGUUGGGUCGGGGGCGCUGACCAGAGACGAGGUGCACCGGCUGACUGCUGCUGAGCUCAUGGUUGGCGCUUACCCGGUGAGUGCUGAGGCGGGUUUAGAAGGGCGCAUGCACGGUGCGUUGUCUCUCCCUCUUCUUCCUCUCUCCCAAACGCCUCUCCUCUCUCUCCCCCUUGCCUCUCCCCUCUCCCUUCUCCCCUCGCCUCCUGUCCUUCCCCUUCUCUUCCUCUAUCCCUGUUCUCCCGUGCUGCUGUUUGAUCGCAUCAGCCAGGUGUAUGAUGGGCCCUCCACACACAAGACGCUCACCAUGCUGCGCACCCACGCACAGGUGCGGCAGCACGCGGUGCUGUGCUCGCUGCAGUCGCCCACACAGGCGGUCUUCUCCCUCUUCGACCGGGUCAUCGUGCUCAACCAGGGCAACAUUGUCUACCAGGGCCCCUGCCACACCGCGCUCCGACACUUCCAGCAGCUCGGUUCAGCACGUUCCGGUCCCCUCUUUCCCCAACCUUUCCUGUCCCCUCUUUCCCCACCCCUUCCUGUCCCCUCUUUCCCCAACCUUUCCUGUCCCCUCUUUCCCCACCCCUUCCUGUCCCCUCUUGCCCCACCCCUUCCUGUCCCCUCUUUCCCCACCCCUUCCUGUCCCCUCUUUCCCCAACCUUUCCUGUCCUCUCUUUCCCCACCCCUUCCUGUCCCCUCUUUCCCCACCCCUUCCUGUCCCCUCUUCCCCUCCCCUCAGAUACCUGAAGCCACUGCACAUGUGAGUGCCAGGUUAUCCGCAGCGCAGCACGUCAAUGCCCUUACUGACUUGCCUUGUCCUCAUUCCCUCACUCGUACCCACUCCCCUCUCCUCCCAUCUCUCCUGUCCCCCCAUCGGCCCAUCAUCUCCCCCCCCCCUCUCAGCUACCUGAAGCCACUACACAUCCACUACACAUGUCAGUGCCAGAGUAUCUGCAGCACGUCACCACGGAGGGAGGGGGCGCCCUCAGAUCCGGCAAGAGGAAGCUGCUGCUCGAGGGCUUCGGUGAGUGCGGUGCUGCUGAGGGAUUCGGUGAGUGCGGUGCUGCUGAGGGAUUCGGUGAGUGCGGUGCUGCUGAGGGAUUCGGUGAGUGCGGUGCUGCUGAGGGAUUCGGUGAGUGCGGUGCUGCUGAGGGAUUCGGUGAGUGCGGUGCUGCUGAGGGCUUCGGUGAAUGCGGUGCUGCUGAGGGAUUCGGUGAGUGCGGUGCUGCUGAGGGAUUCGGUGAGUGCGGUGCUGCUGAGGGAUUCGGUGAGUGCGGUGCUGCUGAGGGAUUCGGUGAGUGCGGUGCUGCUGAGGGCUUCGGUGAGUGCGGUGCUGCUGAGGGCUUCGGUGAGUGCGGUGCUGCUGAGGGAUUCGGUGAGUGCGGUGCUGCUGAGGGAUUCGGUGAGUGCGGUGCUGCUGAGGGAUUCGGUGAGUGCGGUGCUGCUGAGGGAUUCGGUGAGUGCGGUGCUGCUGAGGGAUUCGGUGAGUGCGGUGCUGCUGAGGGCUUCGGUGAGUGCGGUGCUGCUGAGGGAUUCGGUGAGUGCGGUGCUGCUGAGGGAUUCGGUGAGUGCGGUGCUGCUGAGGGAUUCGGUGAGUGCGGUGCUGCUGAGGGAUUCGGUGAGUGCGGUGCUGCUGAGGGAUUCGGUGAGUGCGGUGCUGCUGAGGGAUUCGGUGAGUGCGGUGCUGCUGAGGGCUUCGGUGAGUGCGGUGCUGCUGAGGGCUUCGGUGAGUGUGGUGCUGCUGAGGGAUUCGGUGAGUGCGGUGCUGCUGAGGGAUUCGGUGAGUGCGGUGCUGCUGAGGGAUUCGGCGAGUGCGGUGCUGCUGAGGGAUUCGGUGAGUGCGGUGCUGCUGAGGGAUUCGGUGAGUGCGGUGCUGCUGAGGGAUUCGGUGAGUGCGGUGCUGCUGAGGGAUUCGGUGAGUGCGGUGCUGCUGAGGGCUUCGGUGAGUGCGGUGCUGCUGAGGGAUUCGGUGAGUGCGGUGCUGCUCGAGGGAUUCGGUGAGUGCGGUGCUGCUGAGGGCUUCGGGUGUGCCUGGGUUGGUGGGGAGGGUGUGCCUGGGUUGGUGGGGAGGGUGUGCCUGGGUUGGUGGGGAGGGUGUGCCUGGGUUGGUGAGGAGGGUGUGCCUGGGUUGGUGGGGAGGGUGUGCCUGGGUUGGUGGGGAGGGUGUGCCUGGGUUGGUGGGGAGGGUGUGCCUGGGUUGGUGGGGAGGGUGUGCCUGGGUUGGUGGGGAGGGUGUGCCUGGGUUGGUGGGGAGGGUGUGCCUGGGUUGGUGGGGAGGGUGUGCCUGGGUUGGUGGGGAGGGUGUGCCUGGGUUGGUGGGGAGGGUGUGCCUGGGUUGGUGGGGAGGGUGUGCCUGGGUUGGUGGGGAGGGUGUGCCUGGGUUGGUGGGGAGGGUGUGCCUGGGUUGGUGGGGAGGGUGUGCCUGGGUUGGUGGGGAGGGUGUGCCUGGGUUGGUGGGGAGGGUGUGCCUGGGUUGGUGGGGAGGGUGUGCCUGGGUUGGUGGGGAGGGUGUGCCUGGGUUGGUGGGGAGGGUGUGCCUGGGUUGGUGGGGAGGGUGUGCCUGGGUUGGUGGGGAGGGUGUGCCUGGGUUGGUGGGGAGGGUGUGCCUGGGUUGGUGGGGAGGGUGUGCCUGGGUUGGUGGGGAGGGUGUGCCUGGGUUGGUGGGGAGGGUGUGCCUGGGUUGGUGGGGAGGGUGUGCCUGGGUUGGUGGGAGGGUGUGCCUGGGUUGGUGGGGAGGGUGUGCCUGGGUUGGUGGGGAGGGUGUGCCUGGGUUGGUGGGGAGGGUGUGCCUGGGUUGGUGGGAGGGUGUGCCUGGGUUGGUGGGGAGGGUGUGCCUGGGUUGGUGGGGAGGGUGUGCCUGGGUUGGUGGGGAGGGUGUGCCUGGGUUGGUGGGGAGGGUGUGCCUGGGUUGGUGGGGAGGGUGUGCCUGGGUUGGUGGGGAGGGUGUGCCUGGGUUGGUGGGGAGGGUGUGCCUGGGUUGGUGGGGAGGGUGUGCCUGGGUUGGUGGGGAGGGUGUGCCUGGGUUGGUGGGGAGGGUGUGCCUGGGUUGGUGGGGAGGGUGUGCCUGGGUUGGUGGGGAGGGUGUGCCUGGGUUGGUGGGGAGGGUGUGCCUGGGUUGGUGGGGAGGGUGUGCCUGGGUUGGUGGGGAGGGUGUGCCUGGGUUGGUGGGGAGGGUGUGCCUGGGUUGGUGGGGAGGGUGUGCCUGGGUUGGUGGGGAGGGUGUGCCUGGGUUGGUGGGGAGGGUGUGCCUGGGUUGGUGGGGAGGGUGUGCCUGGGUUGGUGGGGAGGGUGUGCCUGGGUUGGUGGGGAGGGUGUGCCUGGGUUGGUGGGGAGGGUGUGCCUGGGUUGGUGGGGAGGGUGUGCCUGGGUUGGUGGGGAGGGUGUGCCUGGUUGGUGGGGAGGGUGUGCCUGGGUUGGUGGGGAGGGUGUGCCUGGGUUGGUGGGGAGGGUGUGCCUGGGUUGGUGGGGAGGGUGUGCCUGGGUUGGUGGGGAGGGUGUGCCUGGGUUGGUGGGGAGGGUGUGCCUGGGUUGGUGGGGAGGGUGUGCCUGGGUUGGUGGGGAGGGUGUGCCUGGGUUGGUGGGGAGGGUGUGCCUGGUGACGGUGGGCGAUCGGGGUGAGAUGGAGUAUGCGAGGUAUGCGGGGGGGGAUGUGCCGGUGGUGGAGAUAAUGGAGAUGCUGGAGGAGGUCAGGGACAGCGCCACAUGGCUGCAUCUGGAGCUGCAGCGACCCCUCCAUAUAGUCACACAGCCGGAAAAGGCAACUCAGUGUGGCAGCAGCGGCGAGGAGGAGGAGCAGACGGAACACCUGUUGACGAGUAGCAGCCAGGCUCCCAGCGACGUGGAGGCCGGCUGUGCUGCUGCUGCUGGUGGGGCAGCUGGUGAGAGUGCACAGCAGGGAGCUGCGGCGGCUGAGCCCCCGCCUGGCAGUGCUGCUGCUGCAGGCGCAGAGGCAGAGCAUGUGGAGGCCAAGGCCAAUGACAAUGACACGCGUGUUGACAUCCAUGACCAUGACACCCCUGCUGACGCCGACGACACACACGCUCUGGUCAGCCACAUUGCCCGGUGCGACAGCGCCCGAGGAGCAGCAGGUGAGGACGACAAGGGAGAGCAUGGAGAGGAGGAGGCAGACGCGGUCGCAGCAGCGGGGAGCAAGAAGCGGGGCAACGCGAGGGGCAUCCAGUCGCUCCCGAAGGCCAUCCCCCACGCCAUCACGAAAGCCUUCAAGAGCAUCGGCCUCUCUGCAUUCAAAGGGCUGCAGGGCAGCAGCAGCAGGAGGAGGAGCGGCGCGUUCAUGCAGCUGCAGGGGGUGAAUGCCGCAGGGGCUCUUAAAGCCAUGAACCUGUCGGCUGCGGCGGCGGCGUCGCGCGCGGCGGUGAUGGCGGGGCUGUGGGGCGGGGUGAACAGAGAGCUUCUGCGCAAGGAGUUGAUUCUGGACAUGUGGCCUGAGUUUAAGUUGUUGUUGAGGCGGCAGUUGCAGGUCAAUCUGCGCAACUGGAGCUUCAUUGCUGCCCGCCUGCUGCUGGUCACCCUGCUCGGCCUUUUCGUGGGAUUUGAUUUCUUCCAGCUCCCAGCCGAACCGCCGUCCUUUGCGCACCUGAACCUGCGGAGGGGCGUGAUGCAGAUAUCACUCAUCACCAUGACGGUGAACAACGUGAGCCUGCUGCCGGGCUACAUGCUGGAGCGCCAGGUGUACUUCAAGCACCGCAGCGCGCGCUUCUUCCGCACGCGCUCCUACGCGCUCUCGCAGCUCAUUGCCAGUUUACCUCUGUCCAUUGUCGAGGUGUACUUCAAGCACCGCAGCGCACGAUUCUCCCGCACGCGCUCCUACGCGCUCUCGCAGCUCAUUGCCUGCCUGCCACUCUCCAUUGUCGAGGCGACCAUCUGGUCGGUGCUGGUCUACUUCCUCUCGGGCCUCACGCUCUCAGACUACGGGGCGCACUUCUUCAUCUUCCUCUGCGUGCUCUCCCUCGUCGCCAUCCACGGCGCCGCCAUGAUCCGCUUCAUCUCCUUCACCUCCCGCACCCUCCGCUCCGCCGCCUUCGCUGCGGCCAUCUUCAUGGGCCCCGGCAUGUUCCUCUUCGGCCACAUCCUUGUAGCGAAGGCGCUUAUACCGAGUUUCUGGAUCUGGCUAUACUGGAUCAACCCCAUGCAGUGGGCAUCGACGGUCCUAGCGAUCAACGAGCAGCGGAAGUACGUUCCUGUGCAGUUCUGCCCGGCUCCUGCGCUCGUCCCGACCAACAUGCCGUACUGUGUGGGGCGCGAGAACUGGUCGAUCGGCCGAGCGUACAUGGAAGAGUACAGCUGGAACUACGAAUGGGGGUAUUUGAUCGCAGGGCCGUUUGUGAUUCUCGCGUGGAUUGCCAUUUGGACGGUGGGGACGUUUCUGAGCAUGCGGCCGCGGCACUACAGCACCUUUGCUGCGCCCGUGAGAGUGCUCUCAGAGGCCAAGCGCGGAGGGAAGCGGGCUGGUGCGAGGGAGGAGGGGAACGGGAAUGGGACUGGGGGAGGAGCAACUGGGGGAGGAGCAACUGGGUCAGUAGCAGCGAGGGUUUUGGGGGCAGUUACGGCUGCCAUGGGGGGUUCAUGGCAGCGGAGGGGCAGUGGGAAGGAGGGAGCAGCAGCGGGCGGAGGAGAGGGCGCCUCCCAGAAGAAGCCUGGCGGAGCAGAGGAGCAGGGAGGGAUGGGAGGGCAUUCGAGCUACAGGGAUGUGGAGUGGGGUCCUGGUCCUGCCGUUUCGAGGGACGGCCAUGGAAGCUCAACAGCAGAAGAAGCAGCAGUGGCAGCGGCGGCAGCAGCGGCAGAGGCAGCAGGGGCAGCAGAGGCAGCGAUCAUGGACUGCAACAUUCCCUUCACCCCGUACAUCAUCACGUUUGAAAACCUCUCCUGCUCCGUGCCGCUGCCCUGCCCGCCCGAGGCUGCCUGGGGGAAGUCUUCUUCGGUGGGCGCUGGUGGGGAGGCGAGGAGGCGGAGUGAGGCGAGUCGGUGCCUGGUGCGGGGGGUGACGGGGUGGGUGAAACCGGGGGAGGUGACAGCUGUGACAGGCGCCAGGGGCACCGGCAAGACCACUCUGCUCAACUGCCUCGCAGGUCGCAAGAUACCAGGCAAGGUGAAUGGCCGACUGCUGGUGAACGGCAAGCCAAGGGAGCUCCCAUCAUUCCUGCGCACCACAGCGUACAUCCAAGGUGCCGACCUCCUCUACCCGCUGCUCACCCUCCGAGAGAGCUUGCUGUACCGCACCACCCUCACUCUCCCCGACCAAGUGCAAGACGAGCAACGCCGCGCGUUCGUCGCGCAGAUCUUGUCUCUUACGGAGUUCAAGGGCGGCAUGACGGACAGUCUGGUGCAGGAUAUUCUGGCGGACGGCGUGGGGUCGGCGUAUGUGGAGAAGCGGAUUGUGUUUGCAAUGGAGAUGGCGGGCAACCCCAGCGUUGUGUUCUUUGACAUGCCGUUCCUCCGCAUGGACACCACUGAAGUGGCUAAGUUCUCCGGCAUGCUCAAGCACGUGGCGGCAGCAUGGGGGAGAGCGAUGGUGGUGGUGUCGAACGCGGUUACCGCCUUCCAUCUCAACGCCUUCCACUCGCUGCUCAUGCUGGGCAGCGGGGGGGACAUGGUCUACUUUGGGCCCGCGGGCAGGAAUGGGAACGCACUGGUGGAGUAUUUCUCAGCCAUUCCGGGCACGCCCCCAGUGCCGCCACACACGAACCCCAUCAUAUUCAUCGAGCACCUGCUGGGGGACGACGCCACUGCCACCCGGCAGCGCGCCACCGCGUGCGACUACGCCGUGGAGUACCGCGUCUCCGAUCUCGCCAUGCUCAACGCCCACCGCCUCUCCGCUCUCCGCCGCGGCGGCGCUGCUGCUGCUGCCGCCUUUGCUGACCACGCCGCUGCUGCCAAUCUCGAGGCUGCCAAGUCAAUGGGCAGGGAUGCUGCUGCUGCCGCCGCUAGUGGCGGUGGUGAGAGUGGGAGGGGAUUCGUUGAAUCAGGAGCGGGUGGCAUGGAGCACGAGAGCGCCAGCCUGGCAAUGGUGGCGUCUGACUCAGCGUGGUCCCUUGCUGCGUUGGAGCAGGAAGAAGCAAUAGCAGCCAAGGGGGCAGAAGCCUUAGCAGGGUCAGUGAGCGGGCGUGACACCGGUGCUGCUGCUGCUGCGGCUGUUGCUGCUGCUGCUGGUCUGACUGGAAGUGAGUCUGCGGAGGGAGAGGGAGAAGGAGGAGGGGGUGGAGGAGGGUGGCUGAAAGCCAAAGGCAUGAUUCGACGCCGAGCAGCAUCCGCUGCAGCAGCAGCUGCGAUAGUGUCAAACGCAGCAGAAUCCCACGCAGCAGCAGCCGCAGCUGCAGCAGCAGCAGCAGCAGCAGAAGCGGAAGCAGCGGCAACAGCAGCAGCGGAAGCAGAAAGCACCCCCAACGAAGAAGCCACGCCAGCCGAGCCGCUCCUCCUCAUGCCCGCGCUGCCGCCCGUGGCAGUGAAGCUCCCGAGCCCGUGGCGCAAGCUGAUGGCGGUGCAGUACAGCAUCCACCUCUUCUACUGGCGCAACACCUCGCACUCCCUCAACCGCAUCAUCCAGUCCUCCAUCCUCGGGCUCCUCAUCGGCUCGCUCUUCUAUCAAUACCCCGUGCACAACCUGCUGCAGGUGAGUACCCCGUGCACAACCUGCUGCAGGCCACCACAGCACAGGCGUUCCCCUCACAGUACUGGCGUUCGGCACGACGCGGCACGGAGGCACGAGAGUGGGGGGCUGGCCAUUCUGAUCUGCUCCCUUUUGCACCCCUCCUCUCCCACCAACCAACCCCCUGUGCGCCCCACGUCUCUUGUGCAGGCCACCACAGCGCAGGCGUUCCCCUUCGCAGUGCUGGCGUUCGGCACGACGCUGCACGGAGGCACGGCGGUGGGGCUGGUGAAUCAGACCAAGAAGGUGUUCACCCAGGAGCGCAUCUACAACCAGCACUUUGCUUUCCUCUACACGCUGGGCUACACCGUGGUUGAGAUCCCCUACCUGCUGCUCACCUCCCUCGCACUCGUGUCAGUGGCAGCGCCACUGGCAGGCCUGGCAGUGAGCAGCGCGACGCUCUUCUUCUCCUUUGGCCUCACGCAGUUCCUGGCUGCCCUCUCCGUCACCUACUUUGGCUUCAUGCUCUCUGUGCUGCUGCCCCACCCCAAGUACGCAGCAAUGGCGCAUUCCUUCCUCAUCACUGCAUGGGUUUGCGCCACAGCGUUGUACGGGGCAGUGGUGAUUUCCUUCUUCAUCACGGCGUGGGUGGCGACGUGUGGCUUCUUCCUGCCCUACGCCUUCACCAAAAACUUCUUCCUCGCCGUCUAUUGGACCAACCCCAUCCAGUCCCCUGAGGUUCCAGCUUUACCAAUCACCGCCCCUUUCUCUCUCUUCUUCUUCGCUGCACUCCUCCCAUCACCCAUCCUUCCCAUACCAGGCCUGUCUUCCCUCCUCAAUCUUUCUCCCUGCAACCAUUUCCUGGCCUACAGACCUACUGUUGUCCAGGCACAGUGUAGUCACUUGUCAGGAUUCUCUCAACUCCUGUGGCAUCGCCUCUGCACCAAUCUCCCCUCUCUCCUCUCUACCCCCAUCCCUCUCUUUCCCUCUGUCCUCAUCCCUCUCCUUCCCUCUGUCCUCAUCCCUCUCCUUCCCUCUGUCCUCAUCCCUCUCCUUCCCUCUGUCUUCAUCCCUCUCCUUCCCUCUGUCUUCAUCCCUCUCCUUCCCUCUGUCUUCAUCCCUCUCCUUCCCUCUGUCUUCAUCCCUCUCCUUCCCUCUGUCUUCAUCCCUCUCCUUCCCUCUGUCUUCAUCCCUCUCCUUCCCUCUGUCUUCAUCCCUCUCCUUCCCUCUGUCUUCAUCCCUCUCCUCCCCUCUGUCCUCAUCCCUCUCUCCCCUCUCUCCCCAUCCUUCUCCCCCUCUGCCCCUAUCCCCGUUCCCCCACGCAAGGCCCCGAGUAUCUAUGGAAUGGAACUUCCUGGUCCCCUCGCCACCAAGUCGGCACGCAGUGCUGUGCACUGGGACUGGCUCUUCCUCCUCUGCUUCUGCAUCUUCUGCCGCGUCACCGCCUUUGCUGCGCUGUGCUUCCUGUGCCACAACCACCGCGCAUGA